AAGGUCGGCGGCGCGGGCGCUGCGGCGGGGCGGCGAAGCGGGACGGCUGGGAGCGAGCCCACAGGCUCCGAGGGACGCGCUGACCAUGGCCGAGCAGCCCAAGCCCAUCAGCCCGCUCAAGAACCUGCUGGCCGGAGGCUUUGGCGGCAUGUGCCUCGUGUUCGUAGGGCACCCUUUGGACACGGUCAAGGUCCGACUACAGACACAGCCGCCAGCUUUGCCUGGACAGCCUGCUAUGUACACUGGAACCAUCGACUGUUUCCGGAAGACUCUUGUUCGAGAGGGCGUCACAGGACUGUAUCGGGGCAUGGCUGCCCCUAUCAUCGGGGUCACCCCGAUGUUUGCCAUCUGCUUCUUUGGAUAUGGUCUGGGGAAGAAGCUGCAGCAGAAGGGACCAGAAGAUGUGCUCAGUUACCCGCAGCUAUUCGCAGCUGGAAUGUUGUCUGGCGUAUUCACCACAGGAAUCAUGACCCCGGGAGAGCGGAUCAAGUGCUUGUUGCAGAUUCAGGCUUCUUCUGGGGAAACUAAGUAUGCUGGUCCAUGGGACUGUGCCAAGAAGCUAUUUCAGGAGUCUGGGAUCCGAGGCAUCUAUAAGGGGACUGUGCUGACCCUCAUGCGAGAUGUUCCAGCCAGUGGAAUGUAUUUCAUGACCUAUGAAUGGCUGAAAAAUAUCUUCACUCCAGAGGGAAAGAGUGUCAGUGAGCUCAGUGCGCCCCGGAUCCUGGUGGCUGGUGGCAUUGCAGGGAUCUUCAACUGGGCUGUAGCAAUUCCCCCUGAUGUGCUCAAGUCUCGCUUCCAGACAGCACCUCCUGGGAAGUAUCCUAAUGGUUUCCGCGAUGUGCUGAGGGAGCUGAUUCGGGAUGAGGGAAUCACAUCUCUGUACAAGGGCUUCAAUGCAGUGAUGAUCCGCGCUUUCCCCGCCAACGCGGCCUGUUUCCUUGGCUUUGAAGUUGCCAUGAAGUUCCUUAAUUGGGCUACUCCCAACUUGUGAGGUGAAAGGCUGCUCAAGGCUUUUGGACGCUGGAAGCCACAACGCCAAGGAGAAGCAGAAGGAGCAGCAGCAGUGGGCAGUCCUGAUUGCUGAGGGGAGGGGAUGGUGGGGUCAGACUGUGCCUUAAUGAUAUCUUCUACCUUGUAAUAACUGGGGUGAGCUAUUUUGGAACUUGAAUUCACUCCUGUCAGUUUAAAGGCUCCCAAGAGAACUCGUGGAUGGACUAGGUGGCCUCCAAGCCAGAUAACACCUGUGGCCACAGUGCUGCCUCCUCACUGACUGUUGGCCCCACUACAUCCCAAAAUUCCCUUCAGUCUCAGCCUCUCCCUGGGGGCACUGUCUGUGUUUUCAAUCAGAUGAUCAGUUUUGUUUUUUGGGUUUUUUAGUCCUUAUCCAAUAAUACCUGUCUGAUUCCCUGGAUGUCAUCGAAUCCUCUGCCAUGCCUGGGGAUGUGGACUUAAGGCCCAUGUCUGUUUGUCCAGGGAGACAGGGCAUAUAAGCCUGGGGGUAGCUCACCUGUUAACUGUUGGCUCUAGAUAUUUUAAAAAUACAUAUAAGUAACCAAAACUGUAUGUGCUCUGGUGAUCAGCACAUACACCAAUAAUGGAGCGAUACAGAGAUGAGUGUGGCCUAUGGAAGAAAAACAGAAGCUAGAGUAGCCGAAUUUCCCAGGAGUGGGUGGGGCGCUUUCCCUCCUACAUAGUGGGAACAGUCCUAGCCUUCUGGGAUAAGUGAGGAAACCCGGGGUGUAGGAAAACCCUUUUUUUGUACACACUUUUCUCAUGAGAGCGCUCUAUUUUAACAGGAAGCAAUAAAAAAUUGUUUCUAAUUUU
Ochotona curzoniae (black-lipped pika) is the source of this 1824-nucleotide messenger RNA. It is a transcript of the gene SLC25A20, whose product is annotated as solute carrier family 25 member 20. Gene Ontology annotation, biological process: mitochondrial transport; positive regulation of neuron projection development; carnitine transmembrane transport. Gene Ontology annotation, cellular component: mitochondrial envelope. The record is from RefSeq and is a predicted model, not a curated record. Gene Ontology annotation, molecular function: O-acyl-L-carnitine transmembrane transporter activity; low-density lipoprotein particle binding. NCBI's taxonomy places the organism in Eukaryota, Metazoa, Chordata, Mammalia, Lagomorpha, Ochotonidae. The coding region runs from base 86 to 991 and encodes 301 amino acids. The transcript has 9 exons.